This is a messenger RNA of Populus trichocarpa (black cottonwood), 1439 nucleotides long. RefSeq lists its product as uncharacterized. Lineage: Eukaryota; Viridiplantae; Streptophyta; Magnoliopsida; Malpighiales; Salicaceae. The transcript has 7 exons. The record is from RefSeq and is a predicted model, not a curated record. The coding region runs from base 161 to 1198 and encodes 345 amino acids.
AUCCAUGCAAAUGUGCCAAGUCGCUAGCCAUUCACGACCAGAAAGAAGUUUAGUGGAAGAAUUCGCGGGAAGAAACACCAGAGCAGAGAACAAAAAAACUAACCUAAAAAACAGUCUUUACUCUGUCUUAAUCUUCCUUCCUUAAAUUCAUUAUCAUCUCAUGGCUGUUCUUGUUCAAUACAGUUAUUAUUAUUCUCUUCUCUAUAAUUCUUGUAGAAGAACAACCAGACCCUUUUCUCCUUUUAAGCUAUCCUCACCCACCCGUCUUGAUCUAUCCUCUUCUUAUAAUACUCCAAUCAGCCACAGUUCAAGAUCAUUCAAGUUACCUAGAAACAGGUGUCAUAAGGUUGUUGUCUCUGAAGAAGAGAGCACUGUUGGGUCCGCUUCUGCUGCCACCGACACUGAUGUGUUUAGGCUCACUUACUUAGAGGGGAAUAGCUGGUUGUGGGAGGUAGGUGGGGCUAAUAUUUUGGUUGACCCAAUCUUGGUGGGUAACUUAGAUUUUGGAAUUCCAUGGCUUUAUGAUGCUGCCAAGAAGGUCCUUAAGAAUUUCCAGCUUAGUGAUCUUCCUCAAGUGGAUUGCCUGUUGAUCACUCAAAGCCUCGAUGACCAUUGCCACUUAAAGACCCUAAAGCCACUUUCUGAAUCAUAUCCAAAUCUCAGAGUCAUUGCAACUCCAAAUGCUAAGCCUUUGCUGGAUCCCCUUUUUAGUAAUGUCAUUUAUCUAGAACCUGGUGAGAGUUCUGAAUUUGAUGCCAGAAAUGGCUCUAAAGUUGGAGUUAAAGCAACAGCAGGGCCAGUUCUAGGUCCUCCUUGGCAGCGCCCUGAGAAUGGAUACCUCAUCAAUUCUUCACGAGGUCAAUUAACACUCUACUAUGAGCCUCACUGUGUAUAUAACAAGGAUUUUCUUGAGAAGGAGCAUGCUGACAUUGUUAUCACACCAGUCAUCAAACAGCUUCUGCCUAAAUUUACUUUGGUUUCAGGACAAGAAGAUGCAGUUAAACUUGCGAAGUUGCUGCGUGCCAAGUUUAUUGUACCAAUGAAAAAUGGAGACCUCGAUGGCAAAGGGUUUCUUGCCAGUAUCAUUCAGGCAGAGGGAACAGUAGAAUCAUUCAAGGAGCUUUUAGCGAAGGAACUACCAGAUACUCAGGCACUUGAGCCUACCCCUGGUGUGCCGCUGGAAAUUUCAGAACCUUGAAAUUUUUAAGUUGCUCGUACGGAUCAUAUUUUAGUAAAUUUACUGUUUCAUCAAAUAUGUAAAUUUCCAUAUCUCUUUUCUUUCUUUAGCUAGUUGAUAGCGUUGAAACGGAUCAUCUACGACUAGUAAGGGUGAGGGGGUAAAAGACAACCAAAGUAAAGGGAAUGAUCUCUGUAACUUGAAUUGGAUUUUUCUUUGACCGUUGAAGUAUUAUGGAAAUUUUUGGCUCCCUUGCUAUGUA